GUCAUACAUACUUUUCGUGGCCAAAUGCUAUUUAUAACAUGAAGAAUUCUAUCAUUUUUAUGUAGUACCAAGUUGCCGAUUGAAAUCCUACAAACGCGGUAACCAUGGCAGAGCAAGCAUGUCGUGUGUCAUUCUUCAACUGUGUAGUAAAGCACACCUAUGGAGUUGAAUGCCCAACCCACCUAAUGAACAAAAGUAAUAAAAAAAGGUUGGUUAUAAUGCCUUAUGGGUCUUACUACACGGCGCGACGAAAUCAGGUUUCUAUGCUGCUUUAUUUGUUACCUUAGGCUUUUAUUUCUCUCUCUAGCCUGUCAUAUAUAAAUAUAGUAAUGCGUCCAGUAUAUUUACUCGUUCGUUCAGCCGUCGGAGGCUUUGUCAUUAACUCUAAUGACAGCUCGGAAUACUAACGAAAUUUGGAUUGCCCAGUUCGCCUUCCGCUAUUCUACUGCUGGUACUGGACUACCGGUUUUACUCUGAGAAAUCGCUGGUUUCCUUUCCGAUGAACCGAAAGUUGUUAAAGACAUUCAAAAUCCUAAGAAUCGGUGAAACCGUGAUGACGUCUAACCUGUUCACUAUCCUGGAAGGACUGAUGGCUUGAGCCUAUGGAAAAAUGAAAGGCAUUUCCCGGCGACUUGGCGUGCGUCAAAGUUAUGGUGGUCGGUCAGGAAAACAGGAAUUUGUGUUAUCGUGUUCGUGAUUGUCCCCGGGUUUUCUUUUUUUUUCCAAACUCUUCACUUGGGGUUAUAAGGUUUGGACGAUCCGAGUCACUUGGGAAGUUGUGCGCACGGAUUUCAGCGGGUCUCACUUCUUUCUCCCGAGCUCGAUAGGCCCAUAGAGUGAUGCCCUGCCUAGUCAUCUGGUUACUCUUGCUAAUAGGUUUAUUGGUGAUUUUGGCGUCUGAUGAUUUUGUGACGAGUGCCAUCCGAUUUCAGCAGAAGAAAGAAACAGCCGAGGCUCUACUGCGCUUCCCAGUCAUCCAUCCGUUAGCCGAUCCUUGUCAUUUCCAAUCUAACAUUUUUUACUCCGAGGAUCGACACGCGUCCCCCGCACCCACGAGAGAUUUCAUCCAUUUCCUGUUGGGAUAUGGAGGAAUUCCGUUGCGUACAAUCGGUUUCAUCCAUCCACAUCUCGGAGACGUGCAUCAGUUUACUGACUCGCUUCAUUUAAACGACGCCAGGAGAGAAGAGGAGCAGUCCUCGUUGACCAAAGAGUUUCAACUCGUCGUUUCACAAACCUUGCACUUGAUCAGUAGCAUUUAUUCACCCUCGGCGCUACGUAAAUGCGACGGCUACCAGUUGGAGUCACUUCCCCGAGACAAGUUAUUCGUCCUUUCCUCUACGGAAGGCCCUCAGUUGCAUGAACUCUAUCGCAGUCUGACGACGGUGGAGGCUCAUCUGCAUGUAAUUAUCCACGACGUCCACGAUUCCGGCAGAUUGUGCCCAUCAGAAAGUCUCGCCAAUCUUCAAAUCCUUUGGCAAUUAAUUAAUAAAGUGGAAACGUCCGUGUGUCUCGUAUUGCAGUCCGCCGUCAUUGCCAAAGGGAAGGAAAAAGUGGAUUAUUUAAGAGUAACUCACGAAGUUCUUGAAACCGUUAUCCAUCGCUACUACUAUUGCUCAGCCAGGGAGAUUCGAGAAUGCUUGGUGAUGAACUACACAUCUGCAGUAUUCGGCUUCGUUCAACGUUACCUUGAUUACAAUCUCGACUCUUGAAGAAUUUCGGCAUCAAGGAAAAGAAUUAUUUCCCAAGAUUCGAUUAAAUAUUUUACGGGAAAAUAAUAUUCGCUCCGGAAUUCUUUUUUUCUUUCAGACGUAGUAGUGUAUGUCAACGUGAUUUUAAUGGCAUACAAUAUCUCGACACUUUGACAGCGAUAAGCAAUUU
This is a messenger RNA of Daphnia pulex (common water flea), 1878 nucleotides long. RefSeq lists its product as uncharacterized. Lineage: Eukaryota; Metazoa; Arthropoda; Branchiopoda; Diplostraca; Daphniidae. Bases 840 to 1709 code for a protein of 289 amino acids. The transcript has 10 exons. The record is from RefSeq and is a predicted model, not a curated record.